Linepithema humile (Argentine ant) is the source of this 3132-nucleotide messenger RNA. RefSeq lists its product as uncharacterized. Lineage: Eukaryota; Metazoa; Arthropoda; Insecta; Hymenoptera; Formicidae. The record is from RefSeq and is a predicted model, not a curated record.
ACUCCGGUGCGGCGCCGAUCGACAGUCAAGCGCGGAAAGCCGUCGAUAGUGCGCGGUUUACAGUGUGUGCGAAUUUACAUUCGCGAAGUGCGCGUAUGUGUGUCGGUGUACGUUCUUCUGCGAUGCAGAAAUCUGACGACGGUGUCGGAGUGCAUUGCGCGUGAUCGUGCGUGGGUGCGCGCGCUUAGCGGACGCGCGAAGCGAAAUGCGCUUCACGGAUGGCCUGGUGCUAGGAGCAUGGAGCCUCUUCGAGUGCCGCUAAGGACUCACUGCGAGCAGUUGAUUGCGGAUCGUGAGCGAGUCAUGAUCGUGUCCUAAAUUUGCGAUUCAAGAUACGCAGGAGGGAGAGAGAAAGACAAAAAAAAAGAAGGGAUUACGAAAGAGACGCGGAAGGAGAGAGGCGAACCGGUCGACGAAGCCCACUGCGCAUCGAUCCAACAUCGCUUUGACCAAAUGUUUUCGAAUGUGAUCAAAAACAGCAUGACGUUGCUGAUCAAUACUAUCAUCGGCCUCUUCAUAUUGGCUGAUGUUUCGUUGGCUAAUUUAAAUACACAAGGUGUCAAGUGCGGCACUGAGAAAUAUUGCAAUAUCUUGGAGUACUGCAGCACUUACGACAAUCAUUGCAGAUCCUGUGCAAUUGCUUGCGAUGUCAACAGUCAUAAUUCUGAACCGGAAGAGUGCGCGCAGAAGUGUCAAGUUUAUCUUCAGGAUCUUCAAGAUCAGCGCUAUGAUGAUCUCAGAGCGGAAGUGGCAAAGCUCAAGAUUAAUUUCACGGUCGUGAUCGUAUUGAUCUGCUUUUCACUACUCGGAAUAUUAUAUCUGCUGGGAAGGACCUUAUUCUGGUGGGAAAGAAUCCAAAAAUUCUUGCGAGCCCUAUUCAGAAAUAACUUGAUAAAGGCAGCUAAUAAGAACAAAGUGCAAGACGACGUCGAAGCCAACGCGAAUAAACAAAACGGUCUCAAGUUGACUAUACCGAGCAUUAGUGCCACAGUGGAAACAGAGUCCAAGAGCACGGAUAAUAGUAAUGGGAGCAACACCUCGCCGAAUACCACGAGCACACCUCUCUCGCGCCGACACGCCAGCGAGGACACUACUCUCGACUACGUCUACGAUAAUCCGGCGAUGACGCCGAGUCCGGAGAUCGCAUAGGCGAGGACGAAAGCACGCGAGAGCGCGUUUUAAGGUUACAGAUUUUGAAUAUUUAAUAUUGAAAAAAUAACAACACACGCAAGAUUGACUUUGUUAAAAAAAUUGUUGAAAAGAAAUAUUUGUCCUAAAAAUGUACAAUGUGCACAAUGUGAAGUUCCACCGCGGAGCCAGUUGAAGUAACUUUGUGAUAAUCAUUUUUGUAAAGAAAGAGGAAAAGGUGUUUGAAAAGCCACGUUUGAGGAAAGAAUCAUAUUGAAACCUUGAAUAACUCUGGCUCAAACUAUCUCGAAACAGAAACGUAAUAAAGGAUGUGGCAAAAUGUAAUUUAUAUGCAACGUGACGCGCUUACUCCUUCCUAUUCUGUGAAUCCAUAUUGGAAUAUUUCGUAAGAUUUCUUACGUUUUUUCGAAGUAUUUUGUUGAUAAUUAGUGAUGAGCGAUUGAACGAGAACAUCACUCUACUUUGUCUUUCUCGAAUAAAAUUCGUACAAUUGUCACAGAUAUUAAACUGUUUCUAAGGGCGAUAUUUAUAGUCAAUUGUUAUUCCAUGAAUGACCACAGCCUCGCAUAGAAUAAUUACUCAUAUCAUAAUUACAUUAUUUCUCAAUGAUUCUUCAUCAUUAAAUGACGAAUCAUAAAUCAAAUAAUUUGCUGUUAACAUAUGUGUGUAACAUUUUUUAUUAGAACUUGAGAAUAAUGCAUAGUUAUGUCCAAUUAUAGAUUAAUUAGGCUGUGAAUAAAAAAUGAUAAUAUUUUGAAGAAUAUCUGCGUCGUUUAUACGCCGAGAUUAUGAAUAUCGCCCUAAUAAGUUAUUUGUACAGAUGUAAAAUAGUACCAUAAGCUUGGAGUGAUUCGUGAACGCGUAUCACGCCUCCGCGAACCGUGCGGCUGUGUGACUUAAUUAAAUAAUGAUUAACGCGACACACUCGCGCGAUGUAGACGCGCGUGGUGCAGUUCCGUCGACUUAAUGCUCUCGCUCUUAAACUGCUGUCAUCAUGGCGAGACGUCUCGCUUUACCGCAGCUAUAAUAUUAACUCCGACAUAAGGAACCAUUUUGUUGUAAAACAGACUAAGUGCUUUUAAAAUUACUUUCUCAUUGGUUGAACGUUAUUUUAUUGACUCUUCAAAUAUCUCUAAAAAUUUAUUUUUUAUUUUUUAUGGCAACGAUAGCUUUGUGCAUCAAUGUUAAUAGCAUUUCGGAUAUCAUCAAUUAUAAGGAUAUUUACGAAUAAAAUUUUUUUAUUAUAGUAUUAAAUAAUGUUCAGCGUUAAAUACUUCGAAGAAUAUUUACAAAUUGUAUCAUUCUGCAGUGUUUUACGAUUAUUUUAAUGAUUAUUCGCUCAGUCGCUAAAAUAAAGGUUAACGCGAUCGAGAUCAGUGCGAAAAUUUUUAUUAUAAACUAUGCACAGCGCGCGUCUGUACAUGCUUUAGCAAUAAGUACUUAAUGAAUAUAUCUUGAGAAUCGUAUCCUUAUCAGCCAUUCCGUCCAUGAAAGGCCUUCCGAGCAAAUGUGCGCGUAGAAAACGACGCACUUUGCAUAGGUCAGUGACGUUGCACGCGAGGACGAAAGGAAAUCGAUAAUAAUUUUAUCGCGAGCCAGCGCUCGAGGCAUCGAGCAUUCUAAUGUUGCUAAAUCCUGUGGCAACGUCAAUCAACUUUAUCAGAGUAACUACAAAUAUAAAAAUUUUAUUUAAUUUAUAUUGAAAUGUGAACAAUUUUCAAUUUAAUCAAUCCUUUUAGAAAUGUUGCUGGGUUUCGUGUAAAAUAUAACUUGCUCAAAAUAAGCUCGCGCUCAAGUAUCGUUUGCUUCCUGAAGAAUCUCCUAUUUUUAUCGAUUGGAGGAAGUGUUCGAUUGAUGCUCAAUUUUAAUGGACAAAUGUUCAGAAAAGUUGCUCAAACUCAUAACUUAUUUUUCUGAUUAAUAAUGAUUUAAACAAAUUUCUCUUUUAGUUAACAAUUUUUAUGAUAUGAAAUAUAAACUCUA